Messenger RNA from Trachymyrmex cornetzi, 2216 nucleotides. RefSeq names its product Polyubiquitin-63E (gene Ubi-p63E). The record is from RefSeq and is a predicted model, not a curated record. Gene Ontology annotation, molecular function: protein binding. NCBI's taxonomy places the organism in Eukaryota, Metazoa, Arthropoda, Insecta, Hymenoptera, Formicidae. The coding region runs from base 229 to 2061 and encodes 610 amino acids. The transcript has 2 exons.
GUUUUUUUUAUUGAAUCAGUACAUUCCGAAAUCUAAUCGAAAAAUCGUUUUGUAUCUGCAUCAGCGUGAGAGGCAUGUAGGAAAUGAGCAAAAAGCUGUAGAAUUAAUCCAAUAUCUGUCAUUACGUUUUCUCCGAGUAAUAUGGCGUCAUACGCUUGGUAAUGAGCAAAGACGAGCAACUAAAACCAACCAAAAUGGCGGCCCUUGAUUUUACUGCGUCAUAGCACCAUGCAGAUUUUCGUGAAGACAUUGACCGGGAAGACCAUAACUCUUGAAGUUGAGGCUUCUGACACCAUCGAGAACGUAAAAGCAAAGAUCCAGGAUAAGGAAGGCAUCCCACCUGAUCAGCAGCGUUUGAUCUUUGCUGGAAAGCAACUGGAAGACGGACGUACUUUGUCUGAUUACAAUAUUCAGAAGGAAUCUACUCUCCAUUUGGUCCUCAGAUUGCGUGGUGGAAUGCAGAUUUUCGUCAAAACCCUGACAGGAAAGACCAUCACGUUGGAAGUUGAGGCGUCGGACACGAUCGAGAAUGUCAAGGCCAAAAUUCAAGACAAAGAAGGAAUCCCCCCGGAUCAGCAGAGAUUGAUCUUCGCUGGAAAACAACUUGAAGACGGUCGCACACUUUCUGACUACAACAUUCAGAAAGAAUCCACAUUGCAUCUGGUCCUUCGUUUACGUGGUGGAAUGCAAAUUUUCGUCAAAACCCUGACAGGAAAGACGAUCACGUUGGAAGUUGAGGCGUCAGACACGAUCGAGAAUGUCAAGGCCAAAAUUCAAGACAAAGAAGGAAUCCCCCCAGAUCAGCAGAGAUUGAUCUUCGCUGGAAAACAACUUGAAGACGGUCGCACACUUUCUGACUACAACAUUCAGAAAGAAUCCACAUUGCAUUUGGUUCUCCGUUUACGUGGUGGUAUGCAAAUUUUCGUCAAAACAUUAACAGGAAAGACCAUCACGUUGGAAGUUGAGGCAUCAGACACUAUCGAAAAUGUCAAAGCCAAAAUUCAGGACAAAGAAGGAAUCCCACCGGACCAGCAGAGAUUAAUUUUCGCCGGAAAACAGCUCGAAGAUGGCCGCACUCUUUCUGACUACAACAUUCAAAAAGAAUCCACGUUGCAUUUGGUUUUGAGGCUUCGCGGUGGUAUGCAAAUUUUUGUCAAAACGCUUACCGGUAAAACAAUCACUCUGGAAGUCGAAGCAUCGGACACGAUUGAGAAUGUCAAAGCCAAAAUUCAAGACAAAGAAGGAAUCCCUCCGGACCAGCAGAGAUUGAUCUUCGCCGGAAAACAACUUGAAGACGGUCGCACACUUUCUGACUAUAACAUUCAGAAGGAAUCUACCUUGCAUUUGGUUCUCCGUUUACGUGGUGGUAUGCAAAUUUUCGUCAAGACAUUGACAGGAAAGACCAUCACAUUGGAAGUUGAGGCGUCGGACACGAUUGAGAAUGUCAAAGCCAAAAUUCAGGACAAGGAAGGAAUCCCUCCAGAUCAGCAGAGGUUGAUCUUUGCUGGAAAACAGCUUGAAGACGGCCGUACACUUUCUGAUUACAACAUUCAGAAGGAAUCCACCUUGCAUUUGGUUUUAAGGCUUCGCGGCGGUAUGCAGAUUUUUGUCAAAACUCUUACUGGUAAAACUAUCACAUUGGAGGUCGAGGCUUCAGACACGAUCGAGAAUGUCAAAGCCAAAAUUCAGGACAAGGAAGGAAUCCCUCCGGACCAGCAGAGGUUGAUCUUCGCCGGAAAACAACUUGAAGACGGUCGUACACUUUCUGACUACAAUAUUCAAAAGGAAUCCACAUUGCAUUUGGUUUUGAGGCUUCGCGGCGGUAUGCAGAUUUUUGUCAAAACUCUCACUGGUAAAACUAUCACGCUGGAGGUCGAGGCUUCAGACACGAUCGAAAACGUAAAGGCGAAAAUUCAAGAUAAAGAAGGCAUUCCUCCCGAUCAACAAAGACUGAUUUUCGCGGGCAAGCAGCUAGAGGAUGGACGGACUUUAUCCGACUAUAAUAUUCAGAAAGAGUCUACACUUCACCUUGUACUUCGACUUAGAGGCGGAGAUGUCUGAUUCCAUUGUGAUCUCUACUAAAAAGCGUCGCAUUAUAUUAAAUCGUUUAAUUAUAUUAUAAAUUCUAUUACCUGAGUUUUUAAUUUUAUUAAUUCGCCCAUGCAAAUCUUUCGUAGGAAAUGAUGAAUAAAGAAAUUAAUUUUACAUGCUAUAAU